This is a messenger RNA of Humulus lupulus (European hop), 828 nucleotides long. RefSeq lists its product as uncharacterized. Bases 1 to 828 code for a protein of 275 amino acids. The record is from RefSeq and is a predicted model, not a curated record. The transcript has 3 exons. Lineage: Eukaryota; Viridiplantae; Streptophyta; Magnoliopsida; Rosales; Cannabaceae.
AUGAAGAAUGGAGCCACCAAGCCAAAGUUUGAACUUCGACAAGCAGCCAAGGAGAGAAACACAACUAUUGGCCAUAAUGCAACAAAUGAAAUCGGCGCCACCCAAGCGAGUGCAACAAUAACAACUGCUUCACCUUUGGAAAGUCAGGGUGAUAAAGGAGCUGAGACUUUUGACAUGGUGUCCGGUCAGCUUCCUGUGGCUAAUAACUCAGCAUAUGCAUUGAUGGACACUGGUGCAUACCAUUAUUCUAUUGCUGCAUCUUAUGUUGAUAAGAUAGAUAGGAAGUCUAAGCCUAUGGAAAAUGUAUGUGGUGUAUCCUUACCUUCGAGGGAGGAUAUGAUGGGCAGUGUGAAUUGCAAACGAAGAAAGGUGACUUUUAACCCACCCGGGAAAGAACCAUUCGUGUUCAAAGGCACAGCCCGCGAGAAGAAUUUUGCUAUCAUCUCCACCUUGAAGGCUACGAAAUUACUGGAUGAUAGAUGUAUCAACUACCUGGCAAACAUAAUAGACAAGGAUAGGGAGUCUAAGCUACAACCAACUGAGGUAGCAGUGGUGUGCAAAUUUUUGGAAGUGUUUCCUAAGGAUCUUCCAAGGAUACCCCUAGACCGAGAAGUCGAGUUCAAGAUUGAGUUGAUUCCAGACACUGCACCUAUUUCAAAGGAACCAUACCGGAUGGCACCGGUAGAGCUUAAAGAACUACAAGCACAAUUACAAGACUACCUAGAUAAAGGAUUUAUACGACCAAGUAAUUCUCCUUGGGGAGUCCCGGUACUAUUCGUGAAAAAGAAAGACGAUGAGAAUUUGAAUAGACUACCACGAACUCAAUAA